This is a messenger RNA of Aspergillus fischeri NRRL 181, 1752 nucleotides long. Its product is annotated as DUF3435 domain-containing protein. The record is from RefSeq and is a predicted model, not a curated record. The transcript has 3 exons. NCBI's taxonomy places the organism in Eukaryota, Fungi, Ascomycota, Eurotiomycetes, Eurotiales, Aspergillaceae. Bases 1 to 1752 code for a protein of 583 amino acids.
AUGACAUUUCAGUCUGGGUGGCUUCGGAUACAACUCCUCCUCUUCUGCCAGCUGGCCGCCAUCACUGGUAGCCGCCCAGGAGCGCUUCUGAACCUACGCUAUCGGAACCUUUUGCUCACUCUUGUCCGUAAUCCGGACGGAGGGCGUCCUCUGUUAUUCAUUUACUUGACCCCGGAGUUUACGAAGACUUUCUUGGGUGAGAAGGAACAGAAUACUUUUCCCAUUCCUGAAAUCAUCUUUGACCCGACCUUAGUCCUCAGCCCCCACGUGUUUCUUCUAGGGAUGCUGUUUCGCAUUAAGGCGUUCAAGAACUUCUCCACGGACGGGCUAGUGGUAGACUGUCCCGAAAAUUUAUAUAACCUCGGUGUUUUAGAUGGACUGGGACAACAAGAACUGAAAUUGAAGGAUGAAAUUCUCGAUCAGUUUGUGUUCUGUCAGGCCGUGCGCGAGGCGGAUGGGAUUCAAAUCACCUUGGAAGAGCAACUCACGGAAGGAGCACUUCAAUAUCAAAUGAAGCGAGGGGGGGAAAUCACAGGUUUUGAGCAGGUCACAAAGCCGUACUGUCUCCGUUACGGAGCAGCAAAAGCAUUCAAUGACAGCCCGGACGUUACCAACGAGCUCCAAAACGUGAUGUUGCAGCAUGCUAGCAUCGACACUUUCGUCAAACAUUAUAGCGUGGGCAUCCACGUUGACGCUCAGGCGAUUGUUCGGGGACUGCCGGCCCAGAAACAGCUAAUGCGGUUUGCAGCGUCCAUGAGCCAGUCAAUUAACCCCCGUCGACCUUACAAAUUAGAGGACACUAGCGUUGUCAAUAAGGUCCCACGCGUGUGCGAAUUGCAGAAGCGAUUCAAUGAAAGAAAAGAAGUUCGGGACAAGAUGAAGCGGGCUUUUGAGAUGGCGGAACGGGACUUCCAGCAAAAAUUUGGCGAUUACCUACAACAAUGGAAAGUGAAACAGGAGCUGCAACGCCCCGCUCGUCAGGCGCUCGACAUUGUUGAGCGGUGGGAGAGAAAGUACAUGCGCGCGACCCAAAGGCAUAGCCAGGCACAACGUGUGGCUCGGAAUGAGUGGCAACGACAACGUAACCGCUUGGUGCGUGAGAAUCUGGAACGAUAUAAGAACAAGCAGCCAGUGAUUGACAGUGAGAGGCAACUCGCUGGAAAAGUGGUGGAUGAAGAGGUGAUGGGUGCUCUGGAGCGGACAGGAUAUAUGACCCCACAGCAUAUGAUAUUGAUCGACACCAUCUUGACCAUGCCAGGCUCAACUGUCGAAAAGGAGUAUCAACGUCGGAUUGCUGCAAUCAAUGCGGUUUUCGCUUUCUGUGAUGUGGAGGAGGGUUCACCCACAAGGCGACCAAAAACUACCCAGAAACGUCGCGCCAUGGACGACUUGCCUUCUGCUCCCCCUGCGAAAAGGCAAGAAUGCCCUUCACCUAAGGAAGAAAAGACCACUCUUUCUCAUGCAAUUGCGUCUGUCUGCAUUAAAGCUCGACAUGAGCGGCCGACGAUUUGUUUCCUUUGCCUGGGGAAUCCUCGUUUGCCGGAACGUGAGCGAGUCAAAAACUUUCGUACCCCUGGGUCCCUCGGCCGUCACUUUGUUGACAUUCACGUCAUACCAUAUCCAAAAGACAUGCGGGUCAAAUGCAGCAUCUGCAGGGAAGAGUUAGAGAGUAAAUCAGCAUUGAUGAACCAUGCUGAGACAGUGCAUGGAACUGUAUCACGUCGGCCGUUGUCUGCCCUUGGCCCAAUUUAG